Leptinotarsa decemlineata (Colorado potato beetle) is the source of this 3347-nucleotide messenger RNA. It is a transcript of the gene scro, whose product is annotated as scarecrow. Gene Ontology annotation, molecular function: DNA-binding transcription factor activity, RNA polymerase II-specific; RNA polymerase II cis-regulatory region sequence-specific DNA binding. Gene Ontology annotation, cellular component: nucleus. NCBI's taxonomy places the organism in Eukaryota, Metazoa, Arthropoda, Insecta, Coleoptera, Chrysomelidae. The record is from RefSeq and is a predicted model, not a curated record. Gene Ontology annotation, biological process: regulation of transcription by RNA polymerase II; cell differentiation.
UCAUCCAGUUCCCCUCGAAGAGUAGCAGUCCCUGUCCUAGUCAAAGACGGCAAACCAUGCUCGGGCAGCUCCGCCAACCAGACGGCCACCUCGACCGCCUCAUCUGACACCUCUCGAACGCAACAGUCGCCGGCGUGUCAGCCGAGCCAGCAGCAGACGCAAUGCAUGGCCAACAGCGGUCUGGCGAUGGCCUAUCGACAGCAGGGCAAUUACCAGCAACAGUGUGGUGGAUAUUUGCCGCUCCAGACGCGGGCCUGGUAGUACGAGCAGCAGAACUUGUGUUACGAACAGUACGGGCUGGUGUACUGCGGUGAUAUGUGAAAGGGAUAUACUUAAGACUCGAUGCGUGUAUGAAACGUGCAUGGUUUUUGAGAGGGAUGUCCCUAUAGCGGUUUUGGUGUUAUUGCGACUCGUCGGUGCGAUGUAGGCACAUAUAGGCGACGGGUUUAGAGAUUCCAAGGGUAUCCAGGGGAAGAUAACUUACUCUAACUUGAUUUCCUUAGAAUAUUCUAAGAAAAUAUCAGUUUUAAUAUGAAGAAAUUGUGCCAAUUUAGAUGAAUGAGUUUUUCAAAUAACUUCUUUGGUACAAAUUAUGAUUUAUGAAUAGCCGACCACGUCUGUAGAGAUUUUUUUCAUACAGGGCAUACAGGGGUGCCGAAUAGACGCGUGGCAUUUUUCUUUGUGCAAAUAUGUUUUCUCAAAAAAGUGUUUAGGGACACAUUGUGUAAACCAUUUAACAUCAGUAUUUCACAAUGAAUAAUAUUCAAAAUGAAUGAAAAUGAUCAUAUCAUAAUAUACUAGACAUUUGGCGUAUUUAUGAUUUUUUUCUCAAAGAAUAAGAUGCAUUUUGUCGGGCAACUGUCAGUCUGUACAUGACCAUAGUGUUGUUUUUCAGUUUCCACAUACCCCUUCCAAUAAAGAAAAUAGGAAGUAAAGUACAAAAAAACUCCUUUUUCUAUCUUUUCUACUUUUUGUACUAAAAAAAAAGUCUAUUAGUUGAACAAUAACGGAGAAAAUAUUUAGCUGAUAUCAAAGUUGUUUAUGCCGGUUUCAGAUUGAAGUUUUACGCUUUCACAGUCAGAAAGCAACUUUGGUUUUCCGAGCUAAGUAGCCGUGGUCCUAUGGAAAGAUUGGCGUUAGGCAUCUUCAGCGGUAGUUCACAGCAAUGCGUUGCAACCUUGUUUGCGGUGGACUCGUUAAUGAGUCUACCAAAGUCAUUAACGAGCAAUACAUUGCGAACUUGUUUGUGAGAGACUCGUUAAUGAGUCAGCCGAUGUCAUUAACGAGUCUACCAACGAUAAGACUGCAACGCAUUGCUGCCAAACACCGCUGAAGAUGCUGUUAUAGGUGGUUGGUAGCAAUGCGUUGCGACCUCGUUUGUGGUAAACUCGAUUAUAAGUCUACCAACGUAAUUAAUGAGUCUAUCGACAUCAUUAAUGAUCCUACCAACGUCAUUCAUAAAUCUAGCAAGGUCAUUGCUGAGUCUACCAAGGCCAUUAAUGAGUCUACCAACAUCAAUAAUGAGUCUACUAAGUCAUUAACGAGAAAUGCGUUGCUGCGACCUCGUUUCUGGUAGACUCGUUAAUUACUCUACUGAUGUCAUUAACGAGUCUACCAACGAGAAAGAUGCAACGCAUUGCUGCCAAACACCGCUGAAGAUGCAGUUAUAGGUGGUUGGUAGCAAUGCGUUGCAACCUCGUUUGUGGUAAACUCUAUUAUAAGUCUACCAACGUCAUUAAUGAGUCCAUCGACGUCAUUAAUCAGUCUACCUACGUCAUUGAUAAGUCUACCAAUAUCAAUAAUGAGUCUACUAACGUCAUUAACGAGAAAUGCGUUGCGACCUCGUUUCUGGUAGACUCUUUAAUGAGUCUACUGAUGUCAUUAAGGAGUCUACCAACGAGAAGGAUGCAACACAUUGCUGCCAAACACCGCUGAAGAUGCAAUUAUGGCGGGUUGGCAGCAAUGCGUUGCGACCUCGUUUGUGGUAGACCCGUUAAUGAGUCGACCAACGUCAUUAAUGAGUCUACCGAUGUUAUUAACGAGCACUGCUUGUGGUAGAUUCGUUAAUGAGUCAACCGAUGUCAUUAACGAGUCUACCAAUGAGAAUAAUGUAACACAUUGCUGUCAAAUUCCGCUGAAGAUGCAGUAAUGGAUCACGGCUACGUAGCCCAGAUUCCAAAGUUUAUAUUCGGACACUAGCAAUGGUUUACAUACUGCAAAAAUUUAUUUGGAAGGAUGUUAUUACCAGAAUAAUAAAUGUUCUUGAGCGGCAGCCCGUGUCUUCGAUGACGAUCGCAUAUCCUUUAUUGAAAAAGACACGUGAAAACUGCAAAACAAAACUAGGAUCAUAGAGAGAAUGAAAAGUUGAAGCAGAAGAAAGCUUGAUUGUCCAACGAAACCCAUCCUCAAUUUUCGAGAGAUAAUUUUCAAAAAUGAACUAGGUCGAUCGCUAUUUCUAUUAUAAGAAAUGUGGGGUGUCUUCUCAUUGGUGCGGCUGAAUACAGCAUAUAGUUUCAGAGUGGACUGUUUUCUUUGGGACACUUUGUAUUGUUGAAGGAAAAUGUUCGAUACUUUUUUCAAAAUAUUGAUAAGGAUAAAACUCAUCAAACAUUUUUCUAUGAGUUGAGGCAUGUCUGUAACCCCAUACAAGUGUACAAAAUUGUUAAACUUCAAAUUUUCAUGACAAAAUCGUUGAUACAUACGGCAUGUACCUGCAGUUCUUUUGAAAAAAAAUGAAUGAAGUAUCUGAAUGACACCGUAACGAUAUUUCAUCACCAUUAAUUUGCAAUUUCCCUGGAAUUUUUUUUCAGAAUUUUCGUUUUAUUCUUUCGUUUCUUGAGGUGGUAAAGAAAUGGAAAAGAAAUAUUUUGCAUUCACAUGUCCUUCAUGUAUUUUUUUGUAUAUAGAGAAAAUCAGGCAACAUCAUUCAGCCAAAAUUGUGUUUAAAAUGUUGAACCCUGAAAUUCUAAAACGAUUAUUGUAUAAUACUCAUAUAAUGUUAUUCGUGUUACACAACUUAUCAGAAAAAUUUAUGAAAAUUAUUUUUCUGUCGUAUGAACUCUUCAGUAAACCAGUGUUUUGUGCUACAUGUUAUUCGAGAAUUCGAAAACUGUAUUUUGUUAAUGAAUAAAGUGCAAUCUUAACGAACUUUUUGAAUUACGGUGAAUUUAUUGUUCUGGUCAUCCAAAUAAUGGAAACCUCUGUAGAUAAUAUUUUACAAAAAUCGAAUGUACAAAAAUGUAAUUUAUUAUAGAGUCAACAGUUGGGCUGAAAAAUUUGUAGGCUAACAUAGACAAAAAAAUGUUGUUGAUGAAAUUUAAUUUUAUCAUUGACUAUAACGGGUGAUU